This is a messenger RNA of Setaria italica (foxtail millet), 2828 nucleotides long. Its product is annotated as UDP-glycosyltransferase 82A1. The record is from RefSeq and is a predicted model, not a curated record. NCBI's taxonomy places the organism in Eukaryota, Viridiplantae, Streptophyta, Magnoliopsida, Poales, Poaceae. The coding region runs from base 120 to 1661 and encodes 513 amino acids. Gene Ontology annotation, molecular function: UDP-glycosyltransferase activity. The transcript has 2 exons.
GCGCACGCUGCGCUCGGUGCCUCGCCAAUCCCAGACCACGGUGAAGCCAGCCAAGGAAACCCCCCUCCGUAGGCCGUAGCCUUCGUUCACGGACGAGGCUGAUCGAUCGAGACGUCCGCAUGGGGGCCGAGGCGGUGACUACCCACCCGGGCGUGCUGCUCGUGCCGUUCCCGGCGCAGGGCCACGUCACGCCCAUGCUGCAGCUGGCGCGCGCGCUCGCCGCGCACGGCGUCGCGGCCACCGUCGCCGUCCCGGACUUCAUCCACCGCCGCAUCUCCGGCGGCGGCUGCGCGGCAGCAGCCUGCGGCGGGGUGGCGCUCGCGUCCAUCCCCAGCGGCAUCGCCGAGGACGGCUCCGGCUCCGACGCCGCCCCGGGGUUCGCCGUCAUCGUGCACGCCAUGGAGCACCACAUGCCCGCGCACCUGGAGCGCAUGCUCACUUCGCCGCCCCGCAGCAGGCCGCCGGUCGCCUGCGUCGUCGUCGACGUGCUCGCGUCGUGGGCCGUCCCCGUCGCCGCGCGCUGCGGCGUCCCGGCGGUCGGGUUCUGGCCCGCGAUGCUCGCCAGCUACCGCAUCGUCGCCGCCAUCCCGGAGCUCAUCGAGAAGGGCCUCAUCUCGGAAUCUGGUACACCGAUCUCGUCGAGCGACUCGUCCGACGGCGACGAUGAGCAGCAGGACGCCGGCGACCAGAUGAUCCGGGGCCUCAAGAUCCUCCCUGCGCAGGUGGAGCUCCGCGCCGGGGAGCUACCGUGGCUCGUCGGCGACUCGGCCACCCAGAGGUCGCGGUUCGCCUUCUGGCUCCAGAACUUGCACCGCGCCAGGAGCUUCCGCUGGGUCCUCGUCAACUCCUUCCCGGGCGAGGCCGGCGUUGCCGCCGGUGAUGACGUGCACCGCCUCGCGCGGCAGAGUCCGCAGGUCCUCCCGGUUGGGCCGGCGCUGCUUCCCGGCGGCACGAAGCAUCAGCAGCAGCAGCCGCCGUGCGGCAACAACAACGACGGCAAGAACCCCAGCAUGUGGCGCGCGGACUCGACGUGCAUCGGGUGGCUGGACGCGCAGCGCGCGGGGUCGGUGGUGUACGUCUCGUUCGGCAGCUGGGUGGGGUCGAUCGGCCCGGACAAGGUCCGGGAGCUGGCGCUGGGGCUGGAGGCCACGGGCCGGCCCUUCCUGUGGGCGCUCAAGCGCGACCCCUCCUGGCGCGCGGGGCUCCCCGAGGACUUCGCGGAGCGCGUGGCCGCUGCCGGGCGGGGCAAGUUGGUGGACUGGGCGCCGCAGGAGGACGUGCUCCGGCACGGCGCCGUCGGGUGCUACCUCACCCACUGCGGCUGGAACUCCACGCUGGAGGCGAUCCGGCACGGGGUGCCCCUGCUGUGCUACCCGGUGUCCGGGGACCAGUUCAUCAACUGCGCCUACAUCACGGGGCCGUGGGGGAUCGGGCUCAGGCUAGCCGGCGGCAUGACGUGGGGCGACGUGAGCGGCAGCAUCGGGAGGGUCAUGGACGACGCCGGCGAGGGGAGGCGCCUGCGGGAGAAGGUCCGGGCGCUGAGGGAGCGCGUCGUGGCGGCGGAGGCGAGGCGCGCGGCGGACCGGAACGUCGGGUCGUUCGUGGACGAGGUCAGGAGGGAGCACCCGCUGCUGAUGCAAAUAUACUGUCAUCAUCCCUGAAAGAACACGAGCCAAUGCAAAACUCUCAAUUCGCUCCCUCCACAUCCGGAGUGCCUGGUUCCUGCAACGUGUAUCGCCGCAACCGGAUUCGUUCACCCGUCGCCUCCCCGACAGAAAGUUCGGCCGCCGAUGGCCGGAAGGUGCGUGCAUUUCCACUCCUCCACGCACGCAGAUCGGAAAGAACCGGCCGUGAAAACUACAGUGCUCGUCCAGUGCGCGCAGGAUAGGAUCGCAGCAGCGGCCGGCGUUCCGACGUGGUUGAAACUGGAACCUGGGCGCCGUCGCAACGUGAUUUCUACGCAUGCACACGCUUUUUACAAGUGCUGGCAACAAAUAGACAUGGCUCGUGCACGUAACUCGCUAGGGCAUGAUGAUGAUGAUCCCAUAUCCUCCGGGAGAAAGAUCAGACGGGGAUUGGCCGACGCGUCCAAAUGCUCAAGAAAAAAGAAUCGCCGGAGUGGGGUGUAUCCUGCUGUUACUGAAGGCCGAAAAGCGUAAAGGACUACGAAUAGAUUGAAGGGGCACUUCACUUCCGCACUUGUUUAUUUGUGAAGUUGUGAGUUGUGACCGACUGACCGAGACCUGAGAGCACCCGGGCGCCAAAAGGCAGCGACGGCCGGCCGCUAGUGCUCGCCGCGGACUACUAGGAUAGAAUGCGUGAUGCCUGAUGCGGCCAGCUGCUGCGCUGACACGACGGCGAGGGAUUCCAGGGUGCCUGGCGUUUUCCAUGUGCUCGCCAAGCCAACCGGCCAGAAGCGAGAUUUGUUGCCAGGCAUCAGGCAGCGCAGCAGCCGGCAUCCGCCAGGAGGCAGGAGCGGUCAGGAAUCCCAAUCUAGAUCGUGGCCGUACGAUCCAGCUUUCCCACCGUUUUGAUUGACACGACUUGGGCUCGGGAUUAGACUUGAGACGCCGCGUGCUCUCGACUGUUAUGUACUACUUACGUCGGGCUGGGCCGUCCAGUACCGGCCUGAGUUUUAUAUCUAAAAACAAAAGUACCGUCUGGACAGUACAGCCUGCUGGUCUGUUGAAUUGUGUCGUACCAUCCAUCGUUGCCCCGGCUUGGCCAGGGAUUGAUAGGCCGACAAAUAUCUGGGGCCUGGGCACUACGUUCAGAGAAAUUAGAUCCAAAUCGUACUCUGAUUUUAAUGUAUGUCAUGUAACUUUCUA